AUGAGCCUCAAGUUGGAUUGGGGGCGCGAUGGCUUGCACUUUCAUGACAGCCCAGAGGACCCCUGCCCCAACGGCGACGUCCUGGAGCGGAAGUGGUGCGCUCGCCUGUCCGCCACGGAGGUUCUGGUCCACUGGGAUGCAGUGAAGGAGAGGAAUUACGAGCUCUCCCGCUGGAAUUGCCAGCACUUCAGCAAGUGCCGCGGGUUUUCUUGUUCUUUGGAUCGGACAAAUGCGCAAAUCUUCGUGCCGUUUACGAGCUAG
Molecule: messenger RNA, 261 nt
Organism: Effrenium voratum
Lineage: Eukaryota; Dinophyceae; Suessiales; Symbiodiniaceae
Source: the annotation of a GenBank genome assembly